Setaria italica (foxtail millet) is the source of this 982-nucleotide messenger RNA. Its product is annotated as mitochondrial import inner membrane translocase subunit TIM23-2. The coding region runs from base 112 to 702 and encodes 196 amino acids. Gene Ontology annotation, biological process: protein import into mitochondrial matrix. Lineage: Eukaryota; Viridiplantae; Streptophyta; Magnoliopsida; Poales; Poaceae. The transcript has a single exon. The record is from RefSeq and is a predicted model, not a curated record. Gene Ontology annotation, molecular function: transmembrane protein transporter activity. Gene Ontology annotation, cellular component: mitochondrial inner membrane; TIM23 mitochondrial import inner membrane translocase complex.
ACGCACUGUUCUUCUGCUACCCCAGGCGUCCCGAUUCGCGAAGCCACAACCGCCGCGCCGGCGCCGCAGAACCCUAAACCCCACCCGACCCAACCUCCCCUCCUCGCCGACAUGGCCGACUCCAGCGACCAGUCCCCCUACGGCGGCGAGGAGCGGUCUGAAGGCGGCGCCCGGCGCGUCUACACGCCGUACCAGCCGGAGGGCCUCGACCUCCCCUCGGUCCGCGCGCUCUACGACCUGCCGACCUCGCCGGAGCUCGUCUUCAGCGAGGAGCGCCGCGAGGCCCGCAGCUGGGGCGAGAACCUCACCUUCUACGCCGGGUGCGGCUACCUCGCCGGCUGCGCGUCGGGGGCCGCCGUGGGGCUCCGCCGCGCCGCGGCGCAGUCCGAGCGCGGCGAGUCCGCCAAGCUCCGCGCCAGCCGCGCGCUCACCCAGUGCGGCGCCGUGGGCCGCGCGUACGGGAACAGGCUCGGCAUCAUCGGGCUGCUCUUCGCGGGGGUCGAGAGCGGCAUGGCGGCGUUCCGCGACGCGGACGACUGGAAGAACACCGUCGCCGCGGGGCUGGGGGCUGGCCUGCUUUACCGCGCGGGGGCCGGGCCGCGGUCCGCGGUCUUCGGUUGCGUCGUCGGGGGACUGAUGACCGGCGCAGCCCUCGUGGCGAACCAAGCUCUCGAGAAAUACGUGCCUGAUCUGGCUUUAUAAACCGGAAUGCCUGACGUACUAGUAAGUUUCAAUCUACCGGAUUGAGUUCGGCAGUAGUAGUUAGGCUAGUUAAGGUAUUAUGCAUAUGGAAUCUGUAUAAAUUUCCAAGCUUUAUUGCUGAUGACUACAUUACUAGAGUGCAAUCUCUGUCCUGAAUUCGAUAAUGGUCAGUAUGUUGAUCUAGGGGUACCAAGAUCGUACUGGGAAUGAUCUUGAAGAUUCAAAUUUGAAUACUUUGAUGCUCUUAUAUAUCUAUAUGAAAUUAUGGCUUCCCUUGAAA